Messenger RNA from Anopheles nili, 4617 nucleotides. It is a transcript of the gene Cdk12, whose product is annotated as cyclin-dependent kinase 12. NCBI's taxonomy places the organism in Eukaryota, Metazoa, Arthropoda, Insecta, Diptera, Culicidae. The record is from RefSeq and is a predicted model, not a curated record. Bases 112 to 4617 code for a protein of 1501 amino acids. Gene Ontology annotation, biological process: protein phosphorylation; transcription elongation by RNA polymerase II; positive regulation of transcription elongation by RNA polymerase II. Gene Ontology annotation, cellular component: cyclin/CDK positive transcription elongation factor complex; nucleus. Gene Ontology annotation, molecular function: cyclin binding; RNA polymerase II CTD heptapeptide repeat kinase activity; ATP binding. The transcript has 7 exons.
UCCCUAAAUCCGUUGAUUUGUCAACAGUCCUGUAGUAAUAUCGGGGGUAUACGCGGCCUCCUGGGAGUGCCAAGUCUUUUCAACCGGAUCACCAUCGAUUGCAGCAGACCGAUGGAACGAGAACGGGAACGGGAGCAUGCUAUCAGUGCGGCUGGGGCCAGCAGUAGCAGUGGACGAAUGAAACACCUGAAGAAACGUUCUCGCAAAAGCAACAAGAAAUCUAAGAGAAAACGGCGCAACACGACCUCCGAUGUGGAUGAUCUAUCUUCUGCUUCGUUCAGCGAGGAGACGAAACGCCGUCCGCGAUCACACAAAAGUGGCGAUGCGUACGACGACAGUAGUGGAGACAUGCGAGGAAGUCUCGCGAAUAGAACGGCAUCGUCCGGUACGAAAUCCGGCGUCGAGUAUUCAGACGUCAGCUCGGACGACUUUUCCGCUCCAGAAGCGGGCGAAAUUGAAACGGACAUCUCAGACGCUGCUGAAGGUAGCGGAGCUGCCGUAAAUAAUGGAGCGGAGGGUUCGUUUUUCAGUGGAGAUGAGUCCGAUAACGAUGAUGGAAGAACAUCAAAAAGUGAAAGUAAAUUGCAUCAUCGCCACCGCCAUCACCGACACCGAAAGCCUCUGGUCGACGAUCCUGAGAAAAAUUUAAAUUCGCAUCGAUCUAGCUCCAAGCGCUGGAGUCGGACGCCACAAUCUCAGAAGGUUUCAGAGAUGGACGCGCGCAGCAACACGCCAUCUCUACCAGAUGUGGGGGACUCAAGCAGAAGAGGAGGAACUAUGGUGGAUACGAGCGGUGGCAUCGCGGCAUCUUCAAUCAGCAGCUCAUCCAGUCGAUCGAAACGGAUGAACUCGAUUUCAUCCGAUACUUCAUCGAUAAAAUACCACAGACAGAAGCGUCGCUCUAAGCACAGCGGUCUUAAAGGUGUGGACGAUGAACAAGACUCAUUACGUCACGAAGAUGACGACGAUGACGGAGGAGGAUUGGCGGGGAAUGGAGGUGCCGGCACAGAAGAACUGGAUGAUGAGGACGACAAUGAAGAAAAUGACGAGGAAGAGGAAGAUGACGACGAAGAGCUGGACGAUGAUAAUGAAGAACUUUCGCUAUCGAGCCGGAAGCGGUUAAAGAAAAGCAAAAAAGAGAAAAAACACAAGAAAAACAAAAAAUCCAAGAAACGAAAGAAGAAGCAACGCACUAGAUCGAUAUCGAGCAUUGAGACGAUCUCGGAAAGCGAAGGAUCGCUAUUGGAAUCUAUGACUCCACCACUGAAACAGUCGCCCGUUUAUGGUGUACCAGGCGGCGAUGGUAACAAAUCAUACACUCCAGUUCACAACGACACUAGCCUUACUCCAGUCUCACCAGGAACUCCUCCGUUGUUAGAUCUUCAUCAUCAUCAUUCUACGCGACACUCGCUGAACAGUCCAUACGAUAGUCAUGAUAUUACUACAAGAAGCCGCAGUCCUAACGACCGGGAUCGUGAACGUGAAAGGGAUCGGGAUCGAGAUCGAGAUCGAUCAUCUAAUGCGCCCGGUGUAAGCGGCAACAGUCGCAAAUUAUACAUCACGUCCUCACCUCACACUCCACCGGUCACUAGUUAUCAUAAGAAAAAUUUAUCGUCUUACCAUGAUCGUUCGCUGGCACAGCAACAGCACCACAUUAGUCCAAUUGAUCUGGAUAGUCCGCCACCACCAGCGCUACGGCACCGACGAAGCAGCAGUCAUCGAGAAAACAGCAGACGCCGCAGCCAGUCCAAUGAUCGAAGAUAUAGCGCUAGACGAACGCCUUCUCCAAAUGGUCGGCAUAAACCACAUACUCCACCACCCACGAAGCGUCGUAGGGAUCGAUCACCACCGGAGAAAGACUACUAUCGGAAAACAGACAACCGUGGUGGUUACAGCAAACGCGAACGAGAGUGGGACGACCGACGAGUAGGCGAACCCCACAAGCGAUUUUGUAGCAGAACUCCAAGCCCAAGCAGCAGCCGAAGAGUUCGUCGGACGCCUUCACCACCACAAACGAGCAGAACGAGAUCGUUACGGAAGGCAGGAUAUUAUAGCCCUUCUCCGGAGCGCGGUGGGGGAGGAACCGUUAGUGGUACUAGCUAUGCUUCAACCCGUUCGAAGCAUCGCUCACGAAGCCCCCGGCGAUCGCCUCCACCAUCUGCUACUAACAAACGCUACUCUAGAAGCAGAUCCAGGUCACCACAAAUGCCUUCAGCUAAAAAGUUUGAUCUGCAAAAGAAAAUCACCGACACUAGCUUCUUUGCGGAACUCAUUAAGGACAAACACAAGCGCAAUAAAACGCUGCUAGAGAUUCUUGAAAACAAGAAAAAGAACGAUGCAUCUGGUCCGGAAGGAACUGCAACAACUAACAACAGUGGCUCUGCGUCGUUGGAUGGUGAGGUAAACGAAACUGGUGCACCAGAUGGUGCGCCGGGAUCGGCCGUAACGUUGGAUAGUACCGGUGCAAACGGUUACAAGGACAAACCGUCACAUUCUAUGUCAAAUUUAACUGAUAUUCCAAUGCCGGAUUCAACGGAAUGUUCCACCCAUUCGGACCAAAUUGACGGACGGACUGCAGCAAUGCCUACGACUUCCGUUGCCGACGGACAGAGCCGAAACUGUUGCGACGUCAAUGCCAACAGCAACGGUGGCAGCAACAGUUUGGUUUCAGAUUCACAAAUACCUGUGAUAACGAACAGUGGACCCCAUCAUCAUCAGCAUCAUCCACUGUGCCCUUCAGCGUCUUCUGGUACCGAUCUGCUGCAUGUGGCAGCGAAUACUGAAUCAAUGCAGUCGACCGCAAAUACAGCGGAAAGUAACAAUAACGUAAACAGCGGAACGGCUCUGUCUAAGCCAAAAAGUCUUACAAAUCUUCCAAUGCCACCGGGUGUUAACGUGGCCGAGCUAGAAGGCGCGCAAACGCCCAGCCCAACCGGACCAAUCAGUCCCGUCGCUGCUGUGAGUUCUAUGAAAGUAAUGCCCAUUCCCACGCUAACGACGACCGGUGCCGUUCCGCUUCCGGUGGCCACUAACGCCGCCGGUAUCAACAAACAGCGCUCCGAAAGCCACAAACCAACCACACCUAACGUGUCUACACCGGCAGCGGUUCCGUCGGGCGCAUCCACUGCUGCCUCUGCCAUGUCGGUGGCCGGAAGCGGUAUGAAGAAAGGUUUACUCAAUUUACCCAUGCCGCCAAUGGUACCCGGAUCGGAAGAUCUCAGUGGCGAUGAAGAUAUUGGCUCACCUGUACUGUCCAGCCAGCGUGAUUCCUCGCAAAAACUGGCAUCAUCGUCCGGGCAGUCUGGCACAAUGAACAACAAUAACGUUAGCUUAAACAACAGGUACAAAACUGCGGUCGCCGGAACGGUGUCCACGGUAUCUGCGCAACAAUCCAGCAGCGGACAGAGUAAGGUAACCCAGCCGCGCCCGAGGAUUUUAAACCGGCGCCAUUCGCGUAACAUGACAGCGCCCAUGUCGGCUUCCGGAGGAAAGGACUGGGGUGAACGAUGCGUCGAAGUGUUCGAUGUAUUGGAACAGAUCGGCGAAGGAACAUACGGCCAGGUAUACAAAGCCAAGGACCAGCAGACCAACGAACUGGUGGCAUUGAAAAAAGUGCGCCUUGAGCAUGAGAAGGAAGGCUUUCCGAUAACAGCGGUGCGGGAAAUAAAAAUUCUUCGCCAACUUAAUCACAAGAACAUUGUCAACUUGCGGGAAAUUGUUACUGAUAAGCAGGAUGCUCUUGAAUUUCGCAAAGAUAAAGGCUCCUUUUAUCUGGUGUUCGAAUACAUGGAUCACGAUCUGAUGGGAUUGCUCGAGUCGGGGAUGGUUGAUUUCAACGAACAGAAUAACGCUAGCAUAAUGCGCCAGCUGCUGGACGGGUUAAACUACUGCCACAAGAAAAACUUCCUGCAUCGUGACAUCAAAUGUUCCAACAUUCUUAUGAAUAACAAAGGUGAGGUGAAACUUGCCGAUUUUGGACUGGCGCGAUUGUACAACGCGGAUAAUCGUGAGCGACCGUACACGAACAAAGUGAUCACCCUAUGGUACCGACCCCCGGAGCUGCUCCUGGGCGAAGAACGCUACGGUCCUGCAAUUGACGUGUGGAGCUGCGGAUGCAUCCUCGGCGAGCUGUUUCUCAAGAAACCACUGUUCCAAGCGAACCAAGAACCAGCCCAGCUAGAAAUGAUUUCGCGUCUCUGUGGCACCCCAACGCCGGCAGUCUGGCCGAACGUCAUCAAGCUCCCUCUGUUCCAUACGCUCAAAUCUAAGAAGCAGUACCGUCGAAAGCUUCGAGAGGAUUUCGUUUUCAUGCCUACCCCAUCGCUCGAUCUGCUUGAUAGCAUGUUGGUGCUGGAUCCAGACCGACGCAUUACCGCGGAAGAUGCGCUCAAAUCCAACUGGCUGAGAAACGUUAUACCUGACCAAUUACCUCCGCCGCAGCUACCGACAUGGCAGGACUGUCACGAGCUUUGGAGCAAGAAGAGGCGGCGUCAGCUUCGCGAGCAACAAGAAUCGGCGUUGAAUCUUCCUCCCGGCAAACCAUCAGGCAGCACAAUCAAAUUAGAUGGCAUUACUGUACCCGGGCCCGGCGGUCCUACCGGUAUUAAUAUGCUAUAA